Molecule: messenger RNA, 894 nt
Organism: Tetrahymena thermophila SB210
Lineage: Eukaryota; Ciliophora; Oligohymenophorea; Hymenostomatida; Tetrahymenidae
Product: transmembrane protein, putative
Exons: 2
Source: RefSeq, a predicted model, not a curated record
AUGUAAGAAGAUACUAAACACAAUAAUUUAUUCUGUAUUAGAAGAUUGCACGAAAGUAAGAUAUUUUAGUAAGUUUCUGAUUUUGGUCAGUUAAAGGUUUGCUUUAAACAUCAAAGGUUAUGUGAUUAUAAAAAUAUUAGUAUUUGUGUUGGCUAUUAAUAUUAAUGUCCAAUUAGCGAUAUUAAAUUUUCAAAUGAAGAUUUUUUAGAAGGCUAUGAAAAGCUAGAUUAAAGAUUUAAUAACUUUAAUAUUUUUAUAACUAGAGAAAACCAGCAACUUUAACCUCUUGCUUAAGUUAAAAUUUCAAACGAAAACUUUAAAGGUUUAAAGAAUGAUCAAUAUUAUUAUGAUAAGAGUUUGGAAUAAAAUGAUAAGGUUAAACAAAAUGACUUUGAUAUAAUAUAAUCAGACUUGCAAAUGAAAUCUGAUAAAAUAGAAAAAUUUGAAUAUGUAAAUGCUUCUUUUCUAAUAUUGGUUUCUGUUUUUGUUUAAGUAUACAAGACAUGUAUUGUAGUGAUGCACUAUUUCUUUGAAGAGUUCUCUCCGUUUAAUAAACGCGAUUUUUCAAUGAUGAUAAUGUGUUUAUUAUCAGAUUUAUUUUACAUUUAUUCUACCUUUUACUCUAGGAUUGAGUAUUACAAUUAUAUAGAUUCUCUUUUGUCUAAAGGAUGUUUUGACGCAUAUGGAGAUAUUUACAACAUGAAAUAAAAUCUAGAUACUAAAAUAGAAAUAUUUGGUUUUUUUUUCUCAAGCGUAUCUCUCAUAAUAGCAUUGAUUGCUGGAUCAGUAUUUUAUUUCGCUUUUAUAAUGAUUAAAAAAGCCUUUAAUUAUUUAAAAAGUAAAUUCGCUUCUAAGUCUAUUUAACAUAAAUAAUAAAUGUAACAAACGUCUUGA